Drosophila navojoa is the source of this 774-nucleotide messenger RNA. It is a transcript of the gene mat, whose product is annotated as materazzi. Lineage: Eukaryota; Metazoa; Arthropoda; Insecta; Diptera; Drosophilidae. The record is from RefSeq and is a predicted model, not a curated record.
UACUAGCACGUUUAAUAGAAUGCAUUUCGUUACAAUAGCUCUCACCGCGAUCUGUUGCCUCGGCACAGGACUAUCGGCAAUCGCCCCCGCUCCGGCAGCACCUGCAGCAGUUGCCAACCCCACUGCACCCGCAAGCAAUUUCUACUUGGAGCUGAGGAGUGUGUUGCGGAAUGUGCCAUAUAAGCAGAUCGAGCACCUGGUUCAGGCCUAUCUGCUGAACGAUGCCGAGUUCCAGGCACUCAUCCGGGAGAUCAACUCGCUGCCAACGUAUCGUCUGCGAAUGCAGCUUCUGAAUCAGCCAGAGCUGCGUCAAUUCCUGCAGUGGCUGUCCCAGCAGCUGAUCCUCUCGGGCGGCUCACUCAAGGUGUUCGAGGACCUGGAGCUGGAGAUCAAGGUGCUCAACAAGUACCCCCACUGGGCGCAGUCAGUGAACGGCAUAGGCGGCUUCGGGCAGGAGUUCUCAUUCAUCUAUCCACUGGCAGCCAUUCGCAAUCUGCUCGAGACAAGUGCCCAGCAGAGCGCCGUGUUCGGCGAGUUCUGGCAGCGCGUGGUUGGCCUUAAGCCGGUCUACGAACGCUUCCUGGCCACGACACAGGCCAAAGCAUUCGCCAACCGACUGCGGACUUUGGGUGUUGACGUUGCCGGCUUGGACUCAUUCUUGCGCUAUCAGCUGGGCUGGAGCAAUGACACAGUUAUCCCAACCUACGACUACGACUACAAUUAUGGAUUCUAUUAGGGCCCAUAGCUAAUGAAUGCAGAUGAGUUUGAAAACAA